Molecule: messenger RNA, 180 nt
Organism: Fimicolochytrium jonesii
Lineage: Eukaryota; Fungi; Chytridiomycota; Chytridiomycetes; Spizellomycetales; Powellomycetaceae
Exons: 2
Coding region: 1-180 (59 amino acids)
Biological process (GO): mitochondrial electron transport, ubiquinol to cytochrome c
Source: RefSeq, a predicted model, not a curated record
AUGAAGGGCUUCUUCAACCCCGGAGCCUUCAGGCUGUUCAAGCGCUUGGGACGACAGGCCUUGUUCAUUGGUCCCCCAGCGCUGGCCUUCUUCUACGUUAAGGACUGGGCUGAUGCCAAGUUCGAGCACUACAACCGGAAGGCAUAUCUCUUGAGCCCCGAGCACAAGCACGAGCACUAG